Carassius carassius (crucian carp) is the source of this 2221-nucleotide messenger RNA. RefSeq names its product protein ABHD8-like. The coding region runs from base 441 to 1835 and encodes 464 amino acids. Lineage: Eukaryota; Metazoa; Chordata; Actinopteri; Cypriniformes; Cyprinidae. The record is from RefSeq and is a predicted model, not a curated record. Gene Ontology annotation, molecular function: catalytic activity. The transcript has 5 exons.
UCAGUCAAACAGAACACGAACCAAGACCUGGUUCCCGGCUACAGGAGAAAACAAGAGCACUGAGCUGGAUAAUAACCCCGCCGUGAGGAUGCUGAGAGCCGCAGCCUUCUUCUGUCUCUCUCCGCGACUCAACUCUGGAUGCCAUCGGAUCGCUUUUAUUAAGAUGCAUCAUUUGAUCUCUGUGCACCUGCAAGCGUUUGAUUUCAUUUGAUUUCAAAAUGCGUAAAUCUAGAUUAGAAUGAGGAUGCCAAACACCUUUCGCCUGCUCUGCAGAACCCGAUUAAAUACUAUAAACGGGGGUUGAAUUGACAGAUUAGAGGCGGUGUACUUGCUUUUAUUGUUUUUAAGAUCAUAAAUCCUCUAUCAAAUAUCUGUGCAUCAUUUACUUAGCUUGCAAAUCCGAUUCGUCUUACAAGCAUCGAUCCAGGUAAAGCAGAACCAUGUUGACCAGCAUCACUGAAAGCAUCUUCUGCUGUCUGAUGGGAAAGACGACCAGUGUUGUGCUGCCGGUCAAAUCAUCCGACAACAAGCCGGCUGACGGAUUCGAGUUCGUGGAGGUGAAACCGGGUCGAUUGCUGCGCGUUCGCCACAUCCUCCCUGAACGGUCUGCUACGACAGAAUCUCAACCAGAAGCGGGCAGCAGCGUCCACUGCAAGCGCAAGAUCACGGUGUACCGCAACGGCCAGCUGGUGAUCGAGAACCUGGGAGACGUCCUCCACUCUGAGAUCCUGCAGUGCCAGAACGGAGACAUAGAGCAGUGCAGCACAGUGGAGGUGGAGCUGUCCGAUUACACCACUGCACCCUCGUCCCCUGAUUCCAGACCCGCUCCGCCGCUUCCCACCUCAGACCAGCAGAAACCGGCUCCUCCUCCCAGACGCCGGCGGAGGAGACCCAAGCGCACCGUGCUGAUCGACACCGAGCGCAGCAUCAGCAGCUGUAAGGGGACGCAUUCGGACGUGGCACUCUUCUUCAUCCACGGCGUGGCCGGCUCGCUGCACAUCUGGGGGAGUCAGCUGGAUUUCUUUUCACGGCUGGGUUACGAGGUCAUCGCCCCGGAUUUGGCGGGACACGGCGGCAGCACGGCCCCGCAGAUAGCAGCGGCGUACACCUUCUACGCCCUCGCCGAGGACCUGCGCGCCAUAUUUAAGAGAUACGCCAGAAAACGAAACAUCCUCAUCGGUCACUCCUAUGGGGUGUCGUUCUGUACGUUCCUGGCACACGAGUAUCCAGAGCAGGUGCAUAAGGUGGUGAUGAUCAACGGAGGCGGCCCCACGGCGCUGGAGCCCAGCCUGUGCUCCAUCUUCCAGCUGCCCUCCUGUGUCCUGCACUGUCUGUCUCCCUGCCUGGCCUGGAGCUUCCUCAAAGCUGGUUUCGCCAGGCAGGGCGCUAAAGAGAAGCAGCUUCUGAAAGAGGGAAACGCUUUUAACGUGUCUCCGUUCGUCCUGCGAGCGAUGAUGAGCGGUCAGUACUGGCCCGAGGGGGAUGAGGUUUACCACGCCGAGCUGACCGUCCCUAUACUGCUGGUGCACGGCAUGCAUGACAAGUUUGUGCCGAUUGAUGAGGACCAGCGGAUGGCAGAGAUCCUCUUGUUUGCAUUCCUGAAAGUGAUCGAGGAAGGCAGUCACAUGGUGAUGAUGGAGUGUCCCGAGACGGUCAACACGCUCCUACACGAGUUCUUCCUCUGGGAACCUGACAGCUCCAAAAAGGAUAUGGUUACCAUGGUAACAGCCAGCCAGACCUCAGCCGACGAGGCCCCUCCCAUCCAGACGCUCGCCGUUGCCAACAGCUUCAGCAGCACAGCAACUCUCAAGGUCAACAAGCCCCUUAACAAGUAACCGGUGAUUGAGGUUUUCGGGGUGAACCAAUCAGAAGGCUGUCGAUGGCAGGCUGUCCAACAGUCACCUUGGCUGAGAGCUGGUUUUUGGUCAGAAGGCCCAAGCGGGUGUCCAGACGGGGGUAAGAAAGAUUGACGGGUUCGAAGAGACUCUCUAGCAAUGAGGGAAAAGCAGCAGAUGGUUUUAAACCAAUAAUGGUGGUUUAUAACGUCACAACGCCUUUGUUUCUCUAUGCUACCUUUGGCCAAUAACGUUCCUUCUUGUGCUGUCUAAAGAAAAGACUGGAUGUUCGUACAGAGGAUGAAAAUCAAGUGUGACUUGAUUCCAGACAAGACUGAAGUUCGGGAAAGAGAAGAAAUUUCUGAAGUUAAUUAUUAAAAAACAAA